Messenger RNA from Aspergillus bombycis, 1314 nucleotides. Its product is annotated as acyl-CoA dehydrogenase. Gene Ontology annotation, cellular component: mitochondrion. The record is from RefSeq and is a predicted model, not a curated record. The transcript has 3 exons. NCBI's taxonomy places the organism in Eukaryota, Fungi, Ascomycota, Eurotiomycetes, Eurotiales, Aspergillaceae. Gene Ontology annotation, molecular function: flavin adenine dinucleotide binding; acyl-CoA dehydrogenase activity. Bases 1 to 1314 code for a protein of 437 amino acids.
AUGGCGUCCAUUACCCGCGCGUUGCGGCCUCUGUGCCGCACUACUCCCUCCUUCCGCAUGGCCGCAAGACGGCCAUUGCCCUCUCAUUUAGCUCGGAGUACCCAUGCAUUCUCUACCACAUCCCGCCGGCGGGAUGUCGACUUGUCCAGUCUGACACCAACCCCGAUCACCCUUCUUUCCGAAACAGAGUCGAUGAUGGCCGACACAGUGUCAAAGUUCGCUCAGGAGCAGAUUGGACCUAAAGUCCGAGACAUGGAUGAGGCGGAAGCCAUGGACCCCGCCAUUGUCGAGCAGCUGUUCGAGCAAGGGUUGAUGAGUAUUGAGGUCCCCGAGGAAUACGGUGGAGCCGGCAUGAACUUCACAUCCGCUAUCGUGGCGAUUGAGGAACUGGCAAGGAUUGACCCUAGCGUCAGUGUCAUGGUCGAUGUUCAUAACACACUCGUGAACACGGCCAUCCUGAAAUACGGUGAUGCCCAGGCGAGACGGACGUGGUUGCCCAAGCUAGCUACGGGCACUGUGGGGUCAUUCUGUCUCUCUGAGCCUGCGUCUGGAUCGGACGCGUUCGCUCUGCAGACCAAGGCCGAGAAGCUUUCCGAUGGAUAUAAGCUGAAUGGUUCGAAGAUGUGGAUCACCAACGCCAUGGAGUCUGGUGUAUUCAUUGUCUUCGCCAAUCUUGACCCGAGCCAAGGGUACAAGGGUAUUACCGCCUUUAUUGUCGAGAAGGACACACCCGGAUUCUCUAUUGCCAAGAAGGAGAAGAAGCUGGGCAUCCGCGCCAGCAGCACCUGCGUGCUCAACUUCGACGACGUGGUGAUUCCCAAGAGCAACCUCCUCGGUGAAGAAGGACAGGGCUACAAGUAUGCCAUCAGCGUUCUUAAUGAGGGCCGCAUUGGUAUUGCUGCUCAGAUGACUGGUUUGGCGCUGGGUGCCUGGGAGAACGCUGCUCGCUAUGUCUGGAAUGACCGCCGCCAGUUUGGCCAGCUCAUUGGAACCUUCCAAGGCAUGCAGCAUCAGUUGGCACAGGCCUACACCGAAAUUGCUGCGGCACGUGCUCUAGUCUAUAAUGCCGCACGCAAGAAGGAAGCAGGUCAAGAUUUCGUCCAGGACGCCGCGAUGGCCAAGCUCUAUGCCUCCCAGGUUGCCGGCCGCGUAUCCGGCUCUGCAGUUGAAUGGAUGGGCGGAAUGGGCUUUGUGCGUGAGGGUAUCGCAGAGAAGAUGUUCCGUGAUAGCAAGAUCGGCGCUAUCUACGAAGGAACCAGCAAUAUCCAGCUGCAGACCAUCGCGAAACUUCUGCAGAAGCAGUAUACUAACUAG